Labrus mixtus (cuckoo wrasse) is the source of this 2497-nucleotide messenger RNA. RefSeq names its product claudin 12 (gene cldn12). Lineage: Eukaryota; Metazoa; Chordata; Actinopteri; Labriformes; Labridae. The transcript has 3 exons. Bases 222 to 1289 code for a protein of 355 amino acids. Gene Ontology annotation, cellular component: plasma membrane. The record is from RefSeq and is a predicted model, not a curated record.
GUGAACCACCUGUGAGACUACACUGGGGGCAGCUGAAACUCUUGCUAUGAGGCCACAUCCUGUGUACGGCACUGUCUACUGUCAUUUUGUUAAAAAGUUUCUGGGUUGGUUCGUCUCCAAGCGUGUUAAGAAGUGCCAUGUUAAAUGUGAUCUAAACACGAUUGAACUGCUGGAAUUUAAAGGAACUCUCAACUUGGCCUUUGUUCCUGUAAACAUCCACCAUGUCGUGCCGAGACAUCCACGCCACCAACGCGUUUGCCUUCAUCAUUGCCUUUGUGUGUGUGGGAGGGAUUGCUGUGGCAUCGUUAAUCCCACAGUGGCGAGUAACCAGACUCAUCACCUUCAAUCGCAAUGCCAAGAAUAUCAGCGUGUAUGACGGGCUGUGGGCUAAAUGUGUGAAACAGGAUGGCUAUUCAGGAUGUUACUACUAUGAUUCAGAGUGGUACUCUAAAGUGGACCAGCUGGAUCUUAGGCUCCUGCAGUUUUGUUUGCCGACAGGUCUGCUACUCGGCUCUCUGGCCUUGCUGCUGUGCAUGUCAGGAAUGUGUAAGACAUGCUGCUGUUCAGAGAAGCCUGAACCGGACAUCAAGACCACCAGAUUCCUAGUGAACAGUGCAGGCUGUCACCUGGUUGCUGGGACGUUCUUGUUUCUGGGAGGUGCUAUAUCUUUGGCACCCUCAGUCUGGUUCCUGUUCCGUACCAAGGAAAUGAACAUCAGAUAUGACAACAUUUUCUCUGAUGGCUUUGCUGUGUAUGUAUCCAUUGGCUGCUCUGGGGGACUAAUGCUGGCCUCCCUGCUGAUGUUCAUGUGGUACUGUAUGUGUAAAAAGUUGCCUUCCCCUUUCUGGUUGCCACUGCCGACUAUGCCCACCUCUCUGUCCACCCAGCCUCUCACUGCCAACGGAUAUCCUCCAUCCCCAGUGUAUGGUCCUCAGCCAUUCCUGCCACAAACAUUUCCUCCCACUGUGAUCGACACUCAACCUUAUGUGCCCUCCCAGGGCUACUCACAAAGUGUGAUAGCCCCUGCACCACCGCAGGUGUACAUGUCUCAGAUUUCUGCUCCUGAUGGGUAUGGUUCAGAGGUGGGGGGGACCCAGGCCUACAGCUAUGCUCCCUCACAGAGUUACGCUCCCUCACAGAGUUAUGCACCAUCACAGAGUUACGCACCUUCACAGAGCUACGCCCCUUCUCAAGGCUACGCAUCUAGCUACGCAGGCCAUCGCUACUCUUCCCGCUCUCGCAUGUCUGCCAUAGAAAUCGACAUUCCCGUCCUGACGCAGGGGCAAUAGGGGAAGAGAAGUUGAUAUCAUAGAGUUCACCACUGAUCAAACUAAUACAGUAUGAUUGAUGGAAGUUAAUAAAUAUGAGAGCUAUUUACAGCCCCCAGAGUGAUAGCUUUAAGAAUUCAGUCAGUCACUCCGGGUCUUUAAAGUGCUGAUUAUAGAAGAUGGGAUCCAGUCAAAGAAGCCUGAAGUACUAAUGAAGGAUGAGAUUUCCUUUAAAGGAGGCUCACUAAAACACUGCUGAACACUGUAUUCAGCUUAGUAUUGUAGAAAGAAAAAAAUGAAGUUAUGUGCAGCCAAAAACAGUGAAAGAAACUUUAAUGUGGCUUAUCUCAAAGUUUAACUUAUUGAGGGCGACUUAACUUUACUUAGCUUGUAACCUGCCUAUGUGUCCAAUGGACCAACUCCACAGCUACAAGUUAAAAAGUUCCUAGAAUUGAUAACUUCACAUAAAUGAUCACUCUUACCUUUAGAUUAAAAGAAGUGUAUCCUGGAUGCCAAAAAGCUACAGAAACACUACAAAAAAAUACUGUUCUGUUACAUUUUGUUUGUCUACAUUAACUUCAUACAUGCGUGAUAAAAAUAACUUGUUUGUGCAAAGCUUAAACUGUAAUGAAACUGUAUUAAGGUUAACAUCCUGAGGUUCUGCUGAACAACUUCUGAAUGAAUCACAUGUUUGUAAUUGUUGUACUGUCACAGUGCCCUGUGAAGAGCAGCUGUCAUUGUUAAUGCACUAAUUAUGUGAAUACUGUGCCAGUUUACAUUGCCUUUGUCUUUGCUUUUAAUAUUAUCUAAUACUGACUUAUCCCUCAUAUUAACAUGUCAUUCAAAUGUUUAUUUAAAAAGAUGGCACUACAAUGUUUUUAAAUUGUAAAAUGUAUAUCCAGAUGCAGAGUUAGAUCACUGUUUUUUUUUUAAAACACUAUGUUAGGAUGUUAUUAAGCGUGAUGUUAAGAAAUAACAGAAUGGGGUGCUGUUCAUCGGAAACUUUCUGAAACAAGUGUCAUUUGGUUUUACUGCAGGGUUAGUACUUGUGAUUAAGCCAAAUUUAAUCUAUUGCCUGCUGUUUUAUUUGUUGGUUCUUGACAUAAUGAGAAAUGAUCAACUUUUAUUUACUGUCUAAAUACUGUCAUUUUACAAAAGGUCAUUUAUAUUAUCAAUAUUUUUUCUACACUUCCACCUUUAUAGUUUUUAUUAAAACUUGAUUAAUAAUG